Hydra vulgaris (swiftwater hydra) is the source of this 508-nucleotide messenger RNA. RefSeq names its product proline-rich transmembrane protein 1. NCBI's taxonomy places the organism in Eukaryota, Metazoa, Cnidaria, Hydrozoa, Anthoathecata, Hydridae. The record is from RefSeq and is a predicted model, not a curated record. Gene Ontology annotation, cellular component: membrane.
UAAAAGAGGCAUGGCAUGACUCAACCACCUCCUUAUUACCAAUCUACAACAAUGCCUGUGCAGCAACAACCAGAUUUUAGAAAUACACCUCAAUAUCAAAACAGCAAUCAACCCCAGCAAUUUUACACUUCAGCUACUUUAAUUGGAAAUGUACCGUACGAAAAUUCUUAUCAAACAACCGGCACUGUAAUUCAACAACCUGUGGCGAUCGAUGUAAGACAUGUCCCAAGUAAUUAUAGUGUAGCUGCGUGGUUGUCUUGUUUAUGUUGCUGUUGGCCUCUCGGACUUGUGUCAAUUAUUAAAUCUAAUGAGGUCAACACAGCUAUUUCGUUAGGUGACCUUACAAGAGCACAACUUGCUUCUCAAUCUGCUCGAAACUUUGCCAUUGCAUCUUUGAUUAGUGGAAUUGUAAUCAUAAUUACAGUCAUAAUUUUAACAGUUGGGGUUUAAAGCUUAUCUCUCUUUUUUUGUUUUGUAAUUUUUAAUUUGCUAAAAAAUAAGUUUAAUG